This is a messenger RNA of Chelonoidis abingdonii (Abingdon island giant tortoise), 1601 nucleotides long. Lineage: Eukaryota; Metazoa; Chordata; Testudines; Testudinidae. The record is from RefSeq and is a predicted model, not a curated record.
UGCCGGGGGGCGCGCCGUGCCCGCCCCCCCCAAUGCUCAGCUCAGUGUGCGUCUCCUCCUUCCGCGGGCGCAAGCCGGGCAGCCAGGCGCCAGCCAAGUCAUGCGCCAGGGGGGACAUGGGCCGGCACGAGGAAAGCGAGAAGAUCGUGAUUAACGUAGGGGGGGUGCGGCACGAGACCUACCGCAGCACCCUGCAGACCCUGCCUGGCACCCGCCUGGCCUGGCUCACCGAGCCCGACGCCUGCAGCAACUUCGACUACGACCCAGCCGCCGACGAGUUCUUCUUCGACCGCCACCCGCAGGUCUUCGCCUACGUCCUCAACUACUAUCGUACCGGGAAGCUGCACUGCCCGGCCGACGUCUGUGGCCCGCUUUUCGAGGAGGAGCUGGCCUUCUGGGGCAUCGACGAGACUGACGUGGAGGCCUGCUGCUGGAUGAACUACCGGCAGCACCGGGACGCCGAGGAGGCGCUCGACAGCUUUGAGGCCCCCGAGGCCCAGGACGAGGAGGAUGCCGCCGGCGACCUCAAGCGGCUCUGCCUGCAGGAGGAUGGGCGCCAGGCCAGCUGGUGGCGCCGCUGGCAGCCCAAGCUCUGGGCGCUCUUUGAGGACCCGUACUCCUCCAAGAUGGCCAGGNNNGUGGCCUUCGCCUCCCUCUUCUUCAUCCUCCUCUCCAUCACCACCUUCUGCCUGGAGACCCACGAGGCCUUCAACCACAUCAUCAACAAGACGGAGACGGUGGCGGUGGCCAACGGGACGGCCACCCAGGUGGCGGUGGAGGUGGAGACGGAGCCGUUCCUCACCUACGUGGAGGGGGCCUGCGUGAUCUGGUUCACCUUCGAGUUCCUCAUGCGCGUCUGCUUCUGCCCGGACAAGCUGGAGUUCGUCAAGAGCAGCCUCAACAUCAUCGAUUUCGUGGCCAUCCUGCCAUUCUACCUGGAGGUGGGUUUGCGGGGCCUCUCCUCCAAGGCAGCCAAGGAUGUGCUGGGCUUCCUUCGGGUGGUGCGUUUCGUGCGGAUCCUGCGGAUCUUCAAGCUGACCCGGCACUUCGUGGGGCUGCGGGUGCUGGGCCACACGCUCCGGGCCAGCACCAACGAGUUCUUGCUUCUCAUCAUCUUCCUGGCCUUGGGCGUCCUGAUCUUCGCCACCAUGAUCUACUACGCGGAGCGCAUCGGGGCCGACCCAAACGACAUCACGGGCAGCAACCACACCAACUUCAAGAACAUCCCCAUUGGGUUCUGGUGGGCCGUGGUGACCAUGACCACGCUGGGCUAUGGGGACAUGUACCCCAAGACAUGGUCGGGCAUGCUGGUGGGGGCGCUGUGCGCCCUGGCCGGGGUGCUGACCAUCGCCAUGCCCGUGCCCGUCAUCGUCAACAACUUCGGCAUGUACUACUCGCUGGCGAUGGCCAAGCAGAAACUGCCCAAGAAGAAGAACAAGCACAUCCCCCGGGCGCCCCAGCCCGGCUCUCCUAACUAUUGCAAGCCAGAGGGAGCCCCUGGCCCCCGGCCCGGCCCCACCACCGCGGACGCCUGCCCCCUGGCCCAGGAGGAGAUCAUCGAGAUCAACCGGGCAGCCCGGAGCGACUCUCCGCCAGCGUAA